AACGAGAAGCAAACGAGCAAAGGAGGAGGGAAGACUAGACCAGGCACCGGCACAAAGCCUUCUGCAAAACUGAAUGAGAGAGUGAAAAUCCCGCUACAACCACACACACACCGAUCCGACACUGCGUUUAUCACCGGCGUGUCACGACCAGAAAGCCCCGAUGGACUCCAGAAGCAGCACAGAAGAGAAGCCUGUCCAGAGAUCCAAGUCUUUUAGCUUCAAGACUCCAAAUGAAGUGUGUGCGGCGUGUGAGAAGACUGUGUACCCGAUGGAAAGACUGGCAGCAAACAACCAGAUCUUCCAUUCGAGAUGUUUCUGCUGUCUGCAGUGCAACACCAAACUGAGCCUCGGGAACUACACUGCUCUCCAGGGUAAAUUUUACUGCAAAGCCCAUUACCAGCAGCUGUUCAAGAGCAAAGGAAACUACGAUGAGGGCUUUGGGCGUAAACAGUACAAAGAGCGCUGGGCCAACAAGGAUUCAGAAACCAUAACAAAGUCUCCAUAAAGUUGUCCUCCCCUGUCCCAUCCAGGCCUUACCUCCUAUGGUCCGAACACACGCCUCAUGCCGGGGUGCUCUGAAAUAACCCACACGCGCUUUCUAAAUGCCAUUUGAUCAGAAAAACAGGUCAAACACAAUCAAGCAAAAAAAAUGCAUGAGUGUUUAGUUAUUUUAUUUUACUUUGUGACCAAAAGUCUUCUCUGGUUAGGGGAGUAUAAUUUUAAAUGUUUUGUUUUUUUGAUUUGACCUUUUUGUUGUUUGAGCGAGAAUAAUUUUGCACCAUUCAGUUUUACUAUUCAAACUGUACGCUCAGGCAUACGUGUAUUGCAAGUCAACAUACAUUAAAUAAGUUUGGUAAUUGAUAAACUAUCCUGCAAUAUAAAAAGGGAUUAUAUGUAGUUAUCAAUUGAAUCACAUUACAGUAAAUGGUACAGUAUUGGACUUGAAUAUGAAUCUCCAAACUGAGGUUCAUUCAUUGUGACAUUCCCUCGGGCAGUGCUCAUCCCUGCUGUCUGGAAGCUUACACUGGAGCCGAUCUGAAAAUUAUAGGGGCAGCCCAUUUAAUAGGACAGCAAUAGGAGACACUUAAUAAUAGGGCUGGGAAUCACUGGCUCCCUCACGAGAUACAUGGCUGCCUAUACAAUGUUAUGAUGAUAUGGUGAAAAAAUGUGAUAAUCUAUAUAUUUCGCAUGAUACUUUGUGAUAUGUUGCUGUUGCUGUUUUUAAAGAAUCAGACACAUUUUGGCAACAUGUUCACAAAAAAAUUACUAAAAGACCCCAAAAAUACUCUUGGUGUUAUAUAUUGAUACAGCAGUGCAUGAUAACAAUACUGUAUCACCAAAUUUAGUAUCAUGAUAUUUCCAUAUUUUUGACCAUCCCUGCUUAAUAAUAGAUCUCCUGUUACAAAAUGAUCCAUAAAAAUGUUUUACCAAUUUCUAUAGCAGUUUCUACAUUUUGGGGUUAAAAACAUCCAGAGCUUUGUACUAGUUAGCUAGUUAGUUAGUUACAAGUUUAUCAGCGAAAAUGACAACACUGUAGACUGUAUAUAAAGCAAUACAUUAAUAAUAUUUAGGAUAAGUCAACAGUAAAAGGGUUUACACCUUGAAAAGUAUGUUUAAAUUGUCAGUGAAGUAUCCUGAAUGAUAUUUGGAAGAUAAUAUAACUGCUAAUGUCACUGCUGUAACUAAAGCUGCAUAUAAUCCCUAUAAAUCAAACUUGCUAUCCUUGUUUGAAGAUUUCAGUCUCACACAAGGAACACACAGGGUACACAAACUACUGUAAAAUGCACAAUAAUUGGCAACAACUCACCUCAUGUUGUAGUUCAUUGCUGUUCACGCCACUUUAAUUUUUUUUUAUUUUUAGUCUUAAAUUUUGUGCAUGUUGGUGUGGCUGGCUCUUAACUGCCUUAUCUCAUGACUGUAUAUUGUGAAUCGUUUUAAUUGUUCAAUGUUUUGGAUUUGAUUUAUGUUAAAGGCAUAAAUGAAUCCUCUCUCUGCUUUUAUUAUUGAAAACUUUUAAAAGAUUGUGUUUUGUAUCCUGUCUGUACAUAGAAAAUGUUUGUAACUUAAACAUUCCCAUAAUGUACCUUGCACACGAUUCACGAGAAGAUACCAGUUGUCACAAGGAACCUAUUUUGUUACAUACCUUCUUCACGCUUAAAGAAAAACUGGGUUAACUGAUUAUUACUUAGUCGUCAAGCGUUGACAACUUCAAUCAUCAGUAACUGUCUUCAUGUAAUGUCCCCUUUGUGUAUCUAAGCAUGGUUAUAACAGGGGACUGACACCUCCAACACAUUUUCCCUUUAUUAUUUUUAAUGCCUUUUAUAUUUCUUGCCAUGUUUUCUAAAAACACCACGGACCUAUGUUUUCUCAGUACUGUAAAUGGCGAAGGUAAUGUCUUUUUGUUCGAUGGUAGGGCUCCCCCUACUGGGCAAAGCGUUGCAAUACUUUUGUAAUAAAGAUAAAAGGCUUCAAUCACAAACUCAAAUUAUUCUGUUAAAAUGUGACAAACUUUCCAGCCAUUUUACAACUGAUUAUGUUAAAAGCCAUUUAAAGCUGGACUGUGUAACUCUUCUCGGUCUGCCAUCUGCAUCUGCCAUCCAUAGAGAUAUUGUUGCUUUCCCUGAAAUGUUCCACUGUUGGGCAUUAAACUUAUCUAUCUGCAGUUACACACAAUCACAGGUAUUUUAAUUGCUUAAAAACAAUCUUGAAAAACAUGUAAUCUUACUGUGAGUGAGAUUGUCUCUCCACAGAUUUGACCUGUCACAUUGACCUGUUUCCAUGGAGAUUCCAGAAAAAGCAGCAACCAUGGUGACAAGCAGGUGGCAGGCUCUCCACUCAUAAAGUUACGCAGUGCACCUUUAAAAAAAUCUACUUUUUCAAAAUAAGCACCAAUAUGACUUGACACCAGACACUUGAAUGACACAAUGUACUUUUGUGACUGAGAGUUUACUGUGAAUUUGAGCAUGCUGUGUAGAAGAGAAAAGAUAAUAUUUGCUACUUUUUGAAGCAAAGCCUUAUAGAAAUGGAACAAUAUUUUAACCACGUCUCUUAAGAAAUUCUCAUGCCUUUAAAAAAAAAAAUUACAUUGCUUCAGUCAGCCAGCAGCAUGUAUUCUUUUCUCAUAUAUUCACAUAUGUACAGUCAUUUGAAUUCUCUGUUUUCAUUUUAGGAUUAUAAUUUGAAUCCUAAUGCUUUAAACUUGUUAAGUGUUUGUCAAUGCGCAGUUUUGCCAAGGUACAAGUAAGUCCAGUCCUGGUCAUUUGUAAUAUUUCUGGUAUGGUCCAUUGAAACUCUGGUGCCAACAGGCUCAGGUGAAUGACUAAAAACAUGUACUCUGUGUAGUUUUAUUUUUGUGGAAACGUGAUGUGAAAUUUUCAAAACUGUUAAUACCACUGAAAUGUUUUGAAUAUGCAUCUUUUGGAAAUGUAUUUUAUAUUUCAGACAUGUGGGUCGAGGUGGCCUUAUACAGCUAAAGGACGUUAAGACUGUAACAGACAGUCUUGUUCCUUCAAUCCCUUUUUUAAUUAUGUAAAAACAGCCCUUUCUACACCAAUACACACAAUCAUUUGGAGCUUUUUCUCAUCUUUUUUUUUUUCUUUUUUACAUGCUUUAAAAUAAAAAUGCUGGUGUUGAGAUGUCAA
This is a messenger RNA of Boleophthalmus pectinirostris (great blue-spotted mudskipper), 3641 nucleotides long. It is a transcript of the gene limd2, whose product is annotated as LIM domain containing 2. The record is from RefSeq and is a predicted model, not a curated record. Lineage: Eukaryota; Metazoa; Chordata; Actinopteri; Gobiiformes; Gobiidae. The coding region runs from base 161 to 505 and encodes 114 amino acids. Gene Ontology annotation, biological process: actin filament bundle assembly. Gene Ontology annotation, molecular function: actin filament binding. Gene Ontology annotation, cellular component: plasma membrane; actin cytoskeleton. The transcript has 4 exons.